Emiliania huxleyi CCMP1516 is the source of this 686-nucleotide messenger RNA. Its product is annotated as putative glutaredoxin. The transcript has a single exon. NCBI's taxonomy places the organism in Eukaryota, Haptophyta, Isochrysidales, Noelaerhabdaceae. Gene Ontology annotation, biological process: cellular response to oxidative stress. Bases 90 to 536 code for a protein of 148 amino acids. Gene Ontology annotation, molecular function: glutathione disulfide oxidoreductase activity. The record is from RefSeq and is a predicted model, not a curated record. Gene Ontology annotation, cellular component: cytoplasm.
GUCCGCGGUCCCACUCUUCUUGUAGCCGAUGCCAUCCCGAUGCGCUGCCGCCCCGCCUUCAAGUCUUAAUAAAAAGGAAAACCUCCCCCAUGCUGCCCCGCUCAACAGGCCUCGCGAGAGCAGGACUUGCACCGGCGCGCACGGGCCUGCUGCUUAUGGUGGCGAAGCAGCCGGCGGUGUCGGCCUUUCCUGCUCUAACAGCGGGAGUGGCGACCGCCUCCGACGGCAGUGACGACCUCGAGCAGAAAAUCGCUGCCACUGUCGCUGCGCACCCGGUGGUGGUCUACUCCAAGUCGCGGUGUGGCUACUCAGCCCGCACGAAAUCUCUCUUCGACAGCCUCGGCGUCGAGUACCACGCCGUGGAACUGGACAAGGCUGCGGAUGGCGCCGCGAUGCAGACGGCUCUGGCGCGGCUGACCAAGCAGCGGACAGUCCCAAAUGUAUUCGUGCGAGGCAGCCACCUUGGCGGCAACGAUGCGACGCAGGCGGCCGCCCUCAGCGGCGAGCUCCAGAAGAUGCUCGGCUUGACCUCAUGAUAUGUGUCCUCACGGGGUCCAGCGAUAGAGCCGUAUGCGCGCCACACUUCUCGGACUUGCGCCACCCCCGACGGCACACGGACACGCCGAACCGUCUCGACACCAACCAUCCUGCACCUUUAGUGCGUACUAAUAUGUCUCAAAAACUAA